Molecule: messenger RNA, 1945 nt
Organism: Hevea brasiliensis (rubber tree)
Lineage: Eukaryota; Viridiplantae; Streptophyta; Magnoliopsida; Malpighiales; Euphorbiaceae
Product: polyol transporter 5-like
Exons: 3
Coding region: 225-1802 (525 amino acids)
Biological process (GO): transmembrane transport
Cellular component (GO): membrane
Molecular function (GO): carbohydrate:proton symporter activity
Source: RefSeq, a predicted model, not a curated record
AUUUAUUACUUUUUUUUAAAGCUAAAUAGUUAUUACAAGAUCAUGGUCCAAGCCGUUUGUCUAUAUAAGCAAAUCCAGUUUCCCAUGGAGCUAGCAUCCCCAAACUUCUGCUCUUCAUGGCUGCUUGAGUUUAUCCAAAACAACCUUAUACAACCCUAAACACCACUUUUAAAUCUCUCUCCCUCUCUCUCUCACUUGCUCUAUUGCUCUUGAGGUGCAGAAAGAUGGCAGAUCUAAAUGCAGAGAGGGAUGUCAAUCCCAGCAGCCAACCUGCAGAGAAAACACAUGCAGAUUUUGAUCCUCCUAAGAAGCCCAAGAGAAACAAGUUUGCUCUUGCUUGUGCAGCCUUGGCUUCCAUGACUUCUAUCUUACUUGGUUAUGAUAUUGGUGUAAUGAGUGGAGCGGCUAUCUACAUCAAGGAUGAUCUGAAAAUUUCAGAUACUCAAGUGGAAAUCCUGGUGGGCACGCUUAACAUAUAUUCACUCGUGGGAUCAGCUGCAGCUGGCCGGACCUCCGACUGGAUUGGCCGCCGGUACACCAUCGUAGUGGCUGGAGGUAUUUUCUUCGUCGGAGCUCUCCUAAUGGGAUUCGCCACCAACUAUGCCUUCCUUAUGGUUGGCCGGUUCAUAGCAGGAAUUGGGGUGGGCUAUGCCGUCGUGAUUGCUCCGGUGUACACAGCCGAGGUCUCUCCGGCAUCGUCUCGUGGGUUCCUCACCUCAUUUCCAGAAGUUUUUAUCAACUCUGGGAUUUUGAUUGGCUACGUCUCCAAUUUUGCAUUCUCAAAGCUCCCAACUCACUUGGGGUGGAGAUUCAUGCUUGGAAUUGGUGCAAUCCCUUCUGUUGUCCUUGCUGUGAUAGUUCUAGUCAUGCCCGAGUCACCGCGUUGGCUCGUCCUCCAGGGUAGACUCGGUGACGCCAAGCGAGUUCUGGACAGGACCUCUGAUUCUAAAGAAGAAGCUCAAGCAAGGCUAGCCGAUAUAAAAGCAGCAGCAGGAAUUCCUCAAGACUGCAAUGACGACGUCGUUCAAGUGGAAAAAAAAUCCCACGGAGAAGGUGUAUGGCGAGAAUUAUUCCUUCAUCCUACACCGUCAGUUCGUCAUAUCUUAGCAUGCGUAAUCGGCAUGCAUUUCUUCCAUCAAGCGUCUGGUAUAGACGCUGUCGUUUUAUACAGCCCCAGAAUCUUCGAAAAGGCUGGGAUCACAUCAGACAACGAUAAGUUACUCGCUACAGUAGCCGUUGGAUUCGUGAAGACGGUCUUCAUCUUAGUGGCGACAUUUUUGCUUGACAGGAUCGGACGGAGACCAUUGCUUCUAAGUAGCGUAGGAGGGAUGAUAUUUUCAUUAGCAACCCUUGGAUUUGCGUUGACCAUAAUAGAUCAUUCGCACGAGAAGCUAACGUGGGCUAUUGCACUGUGCAUCGCGAUGGUAUUAGCGAACGUGGCGUUCUUCUCAAUAGGGUUGGGACCCAUAGCGUGGGUAUACACCACUGAGAUCAUCCCGUUAAGGCUACGCGCGCAAGGAGCGAGUAUGGGAGCGGCGGUCAACAGGGUAACAAGUGGGGUAAUAUCAACGACAUUUAUUUCGUUGUACAAAGGCAUAACAAUAGGCGGGGCCUUCUUCUUGUUCGCUGCAAUUGCAGCAGUGGCUUGGAGCUUCUUUUUUACAUGUUUGCCAGAGACUCAGGGGAGGACAUUAGAGGAUAUGGAGGUCCUUUUUGGUCAUUUCAUCAAGUGGAGGUCUGCUUUGAAGAAGCACGAGGAAGGUAAUAAAGACGGUGAAAGUAACGGUGAAAUUCAGUUGUGAUGAACCUUGUAACGUGUGGUGCUUAGACCUUGUGGCUUGUUUGGUUAAAAAUAUUCUACUUUUUUGUGAAAUAUAUUUUAAAGGAAGUAUACUUGUUUGAGAGUUAUUUUGUGAAAAAUAUAAUAUAAAUGUAUUUAAUAUAU